Molecule: messenger RNA, 2029 nt
Organism: Lactuca saligna
Lineage: Eukaryota; Viridiplantae; Streptophyta; Magnoliopsida; Asterales; Asteraceae
Source: the annotation of a GenBank genome assembly
ACUCACCAAGUCCGCAUUUUGCAUUUCAAAAAAAAUCCCAGUCCGAACUGAAACACUCACAUUCAUUCAAAAUUCAUACACUCCGAUGGGUGUUACCAAGGAAAAUUGCCGAAACGAGCUCCGAACUGCAAUCCGUCAACUUACAGAUCGCUGCCUGUAUUCCGCUUCCAAAUGGGCUGCAGAACAAUUGGUGGGUAUUGAGCAAGAUCCGGCAAAGUAUCCGCCUUCGCAUACUCGAUUACAGCGGGACUGUUCCAGCAUUCGCCGCCGAUUUCGCUCUACUGAUGAAACAAUCUCCACCCCUAUCGCCGGUACAUCAUACGUCUCCACUCCAGUGCCGGAGGAGGAAAGCGAAGCCGCAGAUUCCGAUUUUUACCUUCUUGCAAAGACCUACUUUAAUUGUCGAGAGUACAGGAGGGCUGCCCAUGUUUUAUCUGACCAGACCGGCAAAAAAGCUUUGUUCUUGAGAUGUUAUGCUCUUUAUCUGGCAGGGGAAAAACGAAAAGAAGAAGAAACAAUCGAACUUGAAGGUCCUUUAGGUAAAAGCGAUGCAGUCAACAGUGAACUAGUCUCCAUAGAAAGAGACUUAUCAACAGUCCGAAAAAACAACACAAUUGACUCAUUUGGCCUUUACUUAUAUGGUCUUGUCCUCAAAGAAAAAGGCGACCAAAAUCUUGCAAGAACUGUAUUAACCGAAUCAGUCAACAGCUAUCCAUGGAACUGGAGUGCAUGGUUAGAGCUCCAAUCUUUAUGCACCACAAUCGACACACUCAACACUCUCAAACUCAACAACCAUUGGAUGAAAGACUUCUUUCUUGCAAGCUGUUAUCACGAGUUACGUAUGCAUAACGAAUCUUUAUCAAGAUACGAAUCUCUCCAAUCAACUUUUGGCUUUAGCAACUACAUCAAAGCCCAAAUAGCCAAAGCCCAAUACAGCCUACGUGAAUUUGAACAAGUGGAAGCCAUUUUUGAAGAGCUUCUAAGAAUCGACCCUUAUCGUGUUGAUGACAUGGACAUGUAUUCCAAUGUGUUGUAUGCAAAAGAAUGUUUUUCAGGCUUAAGUUACCUCGCAAGACAAGUUUUCAUGACAGAUAAAUACAGACCUGAAUCUUGUUGUAUAAUCGGGAACUAUUAUUCCUUAAAGGGUCUUCAUGAAAAAUCUGUUAUGUAUUUUAGACGCGCUUUGAAACUAAAUAAAAACUAUUUAUCCGCAUGGACAUUAAUGGGACAUGAGUAUGUGGAAAUGAAGAACACUCCAGCUGCUGUUGAUGCUUAUAGAAGAGCUGUUGAUAUAAACCCUUGUGAUUACAGGGCAUGGUAUGGGUUAGGUCAAGCUUAUGAAAUGAUGGGAAUGCCCUAUUAUGCCCUUCAUUAUUUCAAGAAAUCAGUGUUUUUGCAACCGAGUGAUUCAAGAUUGUGGAUAGCUAUGGCUCAGUGUUAUGAAACGGAUCAAUUGAGGAUGCUUGAAGAGGCGAUUAAGUGUUAUAGAAGAGCUGCUAAUUGUAAUGAUAGGGAAGCUAUUGCUCUUCAUAGGUUAGCAAAAUUGCAUAGUGAAUUAGGGGAAUCUGAAGAGGCUGCGUUUUAUUAUAAGAAAGAUUUGGAGAGAAUGGAAGAUGAGGAGAGAGAAGGGCCGAAUAUGGUUGAAGCUCUUUUGUUUUUGGCGAAUUAUUGUAGGGCUCAAAAAAGAUUUGAAGAAGCUGAAGUUUAUUGCACUCGUCUUCUUGAUUACAAUGGCCCUGAGAAGGAAACAGCGAAAAGUUUGCUUCAAGCGAUUAAAUAUGCACAAUCUGGUUUCCCUUCAAUGGAUGUUGAGCAUUUUCCUUCAUAAAGAGUUGAUUCGUUUUGUUUCAAGUAGUUUAGUGGUUUGUGUAAUCAUUCUUUAUGAUAUUAUUAUAUUGUAGUUGUUAGAUUCAUCCACAUUAUGAUUUCUUGUAGUUUUGUUUUUUAUCUUUGAUUUUGUAUGUGUCUUUUUUCAUGAAUGAAAUUGGAUGAUUGAUGCUGCAAUUGGUGACUAAAUUGAUAAUAUGGU